This is a messenger RNA of Rhizophagus irregularis DAOM 181602=DAOM 197198, 435 nucleotides long. RefSeq lists its product as uncharacterized. The record is from RefSeq and is a predicted model, not a curated record. NCBI's taxonomy places the organism in Eukaryota, Fungi, Glomeromycota, Glomeromycetes, Glomerales, Glomeraceae.
AUGGAACAACCAUCAGUCACUUAUUCUGACAACCAAUCGCUUAACUAUCUCAGUCAAACUUAUAAAUGGAUCGAUACUAAUAUUGUUUCUUCCCAUAAAGAGGUAUGCAAAGAACUCGAUAUUUGUCAAGAGAAAUUACGUGAAGAACACGAACAAAAAAGACAAGAAAUAUUCAACAAAAGUUCUUUGCAUUCCCAACAACUGUCGCAAAAAGUUACCCGACAAUUACACCAAUUUCAACUUGAAAGAAAAUGUUCUCUAUAUCAAAGAAAAAAUAUAGAUUCUGAACAAACUCCUUUGACCAACCCGUCGUCCUAUCGUACCCUUCGUAAACGUAGAAAUCUUAGAAAAUUAAGACAUACCAAUAUUUAUACAUUAAGGCAAUCGAACCAUCCAUUCGUAAAACAAAUUUUUUAUGGUUCCAAUUUUUACUAA